Molecule: messenger RNA, 927 nt
Organism: Tripterygium wilfordii
Lineage: Eukaryota; Viridiplantae; Streptophyta; Magnoliopsida; Celastrales; Celastraceae
Product: acylsugar acyltransferase 3-like
Exons: 2
Coding region: 1-927 (308 amino acids)
Source: RefSeq, a predicted model, not a curated record
AUGGUAAAUUCUCUGACACAGGGGGAGGAUGAAGACCCUGAAGGAGACAGCGGCGUUUUGGUGGUAUUUGUCCCGGAUCUGAUACUGACUCUUUACUACCCUCUUGCCGGAAAGGCUUUGGACGAUCGUUCCUUUGACUGCAAUGAUGAAGGCGCUUGCUAUAUCAAUGCCAGAAUCAAUUGCAAUUUAUGUGACUAUCUCAAACACCCCACUAUCUCAGUAUUCCCCAAAUUUUUGCCAGAUGAGAUUAUUUACAGAGAAAUAACUCGCGGAGAUCAUGUUCUAAUGAUUCAAGAAACUCCGUUUUCUUGUGGUGGCAUUGCAAUUGGUCUUGUGGCUUCGCACAAGAUUUUUGAUGGAACUGCUCUUUGUGCGUUCAUGAAAACUUGGGCUACGAUCGCUCGAGAUUCAAUUGUAGGAGCUCUGGCUCCAAAUUUUAGUGCCUCAUCAAUAUUCCCCCAAAACCAUUCAUUCCCAGAAGAUCUAACCACUUCAGCUUUGGCAAGUGUCUUGUAUAAAAAUAACAUGUCUGUUACAAAGAGGUUUGUGUUAGAUGGAUCAGUCUUGAGCAAUCUCAAAGCCAAAGCAACAAGCUCAAUUGUGCCCGACCCGACUCGCUUAGAGGUUGCCUCUGAAUUCAUUGUUAAAUGCAUGAUGUCUGCAUUGAAGACGGUAAAACCAUGUAUCCAGAAAUCAGUUUUGGUGGCAAAUUUAGUGAAUAUGCGACGAAGGGCUGUCCCACAAUUCCCAGAAAAUUUUCUGGGGAACUUUUUGAUGAUAGCUCUCAUGAUGUCAGAAUCAGAGGGUGAGGGAAUAGAGUUGUGCGAUUUCGUCCGCCAGAUGAGGGAAGCUGUUAAGGCAAUCAACGAUGACGUUGUGAAGAGCUUUGAAGGAGAUGAAGGAUUGGAAAUCUAUGUGGGGCCAUGA